CGCUCGACCCAGAGCCAAGUCAUCAAAGCACGUCCAUCUUCUUCCUGAAGACGCACGUUCUUCAGGUACGCGUCUCCUGGUGAUGGGAUUGCCAUGUUGAUGGCCCUUCGUCGAUGAUCGACAGCAGGGUCACUGACUUUUGAUCUUGCUACGUUUCUCGGGCGAUUGACUUUCUUCCCUGCUAAAGACACGUCACAUCUACACUUUUUUUCGAACUUUGGUAAUCGACUUCCGGAUUUGGGGUUGGUUCGGUGGUGGGUUCUAUUAGACAUUGGUUGUGUUUUGCAUGAUCUGUUGUAAUGAUAAUCUUGAACAUCAUCAUGUGGUCUGUCGUAACCACCAAUGCCGGCCUGAGCUUGGACAAGAAUGCUGUGAGAUUUCUCCGACAAGAUGGCGCUGAAAACAUUACAGUUUUCGAUGAGUAUGCCACGCCGGAGAUAUACUUGCAGUUAGCGUUAGAAGGCAUAAAUAUUAUAAUCGGGGACGGUGUGGUAAUAUGGAGAACGUGGAUCUUGUGGAAUCAAAGACGAUGGGUCCUUGUUGUGUCUUCAUUCUUGCUUCUGGGAACAGGUGUGACAGUCGCCAACGUGACAUAUGCAUUGAGCAUCUCCCCCGUACCACUGAAUAACCUGUUCGACGACCCAAGGCUAUCCACCUGGGGAAUCGCUGCUAUGACACUGACAACUAUGACCGAUCUCUUUGCCACAUCCUUGAUCGUCUAUCGUGCAUGGAUUCAUCACCGAUUACUUCGCUCGGCCGGCGGAUCUGUCAUAUCUCAGUUUUGCAAACAGAAUGGGAUUCUCGCACUCUUGAUUGAGUCUGGCGUGUUUUAUUGUGGCACAUGGCUUGCUACAAUCAUUAUUUUUGUCGCUACCAACUAUGGAAUAAAUCUUAUGUUGGAUGUCCUGUCCCAGCUUACGGCCAUCUAUCCUACUCUAAUUAUCAUCCUUGUCUCCCCGAGAUCCACGCUUGAUGUAGCCAUACAAAAUUUUGAGCAGACAUGCUGGCAGCCAUCCACCAUAAGCCCGAGACCUCUAGCAAUGCACACCGCACCAUUAAGCAUUGCAGUGGAGACGGCAGUGUAUGUCUCCAGUGAGAAUAUUGAGUCCUUCCCGGUCGAUAGCCUCAAAUCUCAGGAUAUAAAGGAUUCAACGACGCUAUGCUGAUUGAAUUUGCCCAUAUUCCGGAUUCAGCAUGCAAAACUUAGCAGAUAUAACAUCUCGAAUUAACCUUAUUCAAAUAUGCUUUGUACAUAGUACGAACUAUUGUGCCAGUAAUCGAAUCCAUCACUUCCUUACCAUGCAGCACGCGCAUUGUGACCAUUGGUAUCCUCCCCCGUAUCAACCUCCCAUUCUGUGCUGAGAAUUUACACUUACCGAUGUCAAGGAAUCAACUUCGCUGUUUGUUAACUGUAUUCAUCGUUGUCUCCUGCACUAUUGUCCUUGCCUCUUUUCCAACAACCCCCCAACAAAUCA
This is a messenger RNA of Desarmillaria tabescens, 1475 nucleotides long. RefSeq lists its product as uncharacterized. The coding region runs from base 300 to 1166 and encodes 288 amino acids. The record is from RefSeq and is a predicted model, not a curated record. The transcript has 7 exons. Lineage: Eukaryota; Fungi; Basidiomycota; Agaricomycetes; Agaricales; Physalacriaceae.